AUGCCGCCCAAAGAUGCCAAGAACAAGAAGAAGAAGCCGCCAUCCUCGCCCAAGUUGUCGGCCAAGACUUCGCCGACCUUGAAGCCCAAAGCAUCUCCGAAGAUCGGUCCCAAAUCCCACCCGAAGAAGAGGAAACAUGACGACGACAUCCAUGCGGAAGAUCCGAAACCUGCCGCGAAAAAGAAGAAGGCACCAGCGGACGGCCAGGACUCGCCAUCAUCCCUUGCUGUCUGUCAAGUUUCUGAUAUCAAAGAUAUAUCAGAAGCAAGUCGUGCGGCACUGCUCACAAAAAGCAUCACGAUGUUGUUCGAGAUUCAGCAGAAGGCUUUCAGCCCAUGCUUCAAAGGUCUAGAUGUGGUUGGUCGUGCCAAAACCGGAUGUGGCAAGACUUUGGCAUUCGUGUUGCCGGUCGUGGAACGGCUUCGUGACUUCUCCAAGUCAGCUUGCAAGAAGGCACCUUUGUGCACAACUAUCGCACCAACCCGUGAGCUUGCUAGACAGAUCUUUAAUGACUUUGAGCUGUUGGGCAAAGCAUCCGGCCUCGUUGUGAAGUGCUUCUACGGCGGAACGCCUUUCGGGCCACAGUGCGAGGAUCUCCGCAACGGCGUCCAUGUGCUUGUUUGCACACCUGGACGGCUGCUCGACCACGUUCGCCGCAGCAGCGUCAGCUUGUCAAAUUGCAAGACGUUGAUACUGGAUGAAGCAGACGAGAUGUUGUCGAUGGGCUUUCAGGAAGACAUAGAUGCGAUUUUGGAUGCAUUGCCCAAGACGGGUUGUCAGAAGCUGCUCUUUUCGGCGACACUGCCAACAUGGGUGAAUGCCAUCGUUGAGAAGCAUUUGACCACCCCCACAUGGAUUGAUGUAGCAAACGAUCCACAGGGCAACAAAACCAACAGCUUGAUCAAGCAUCAAUGCGUGCAGUGUGCGCCUGCUCUGAAGGGUGACUGCAUCGGUGACCUUUGCAAGAUCCAUGCCGGAGCAUUCGGGAAGACGAUUGUCUUCGUGAACACCAAGAAGGAAUGCGACGAGCUUGCUGGAAAUGACAAGCUACAAGCCAUUGGUGCCGGUGUUUUACAUGGUGAUAUCCCUCAACAUGCCCGUGAGAAGACGAUGGAUGGAUUUCGAUCGGGCAAAAUCCGAUGUCUAGUGGCUACGGAUGUGGCUGCGAGAGGCAUAGAUGUCCCUGCUGUGGAUUUGGUUGUUCAGACGCGGCCCCCUCAAGACUUCGAGGCUUACGUGCACCGCUCAGGCCGUACUGGCCGAGCAGGCAGGAAAGGUACCUCUGUGACUUUCUAUUCAAGGAAUGAGGAGUAUCUCAUCAAGCUCAUUGAACACAAGAAGGGGAUCAAGAUGCAACGGGUGGGGCCACCCCAAGCCAGAGAUGUAGUGGCCGCCGCUGCGGAGGAUGCCGUGCGUCAACUCGACACUGUCCAUCAGGCCAGUGUGGAGGCAUUUACAGACAAGGCCCGAGAGUUGAUAGAAGAACGUGGCGCCGAAGUUGUGUUGGCAGCGUCGAUGGCAGCACUCACCGGCCAUUUCCGCGAACUCAAGGGCCGCUCGCUUCUUUCGUCCUAUGAGGGUCAGACGGCCCUUCUCUUGCAGUCUGAGCGAAUCAUCGAGACUGAUUCCAAGGGAUGGUAUCUCCUCCGGCAGAUGCUACCUCGAGAGGUGGCAGAAGCUUGCCGUGGAUGCAAGCGAUGCAAGGAUGAGAAGAUGUGCAUCUUCGACGCUCCGGAUCACAUCGUGCCCAUGAUUCUGGAGGCUACUCUCUGGAAGGGCAACACUAUCACAGUGGCCCGGGAACUGCCGGAGCUUCUUGAGGCCGAAACGGAUAUCUACGAGGCGAACCAGAGGCUCAAGGAGUCAAAGCAGCGCUUCUGGGAGCGAAGGAAGGGCGGUGGUAAGGAUGGACGCGGCGGAGGCGGAGGCGGAGGCCGUGGGCGAGGAGACGGCGGUGGCAAGGGCGGCAGAGGCAAAGGUGGCGGAGCCGGACGUGGCAAGGGCCAGUCUGGACGGGGAGGACGUGGACGAGGGACCUCCUAG
This is a messenger RNA of Symbiodinium sp. CCMP2456, 2043 nucleotides long. The record is from the annotation of a GenBank genome assembly. Lineage: Eukaryota; Dinophyceae; Suessiales; Symbiodiniaceae.